This is a messenger RNA of Helobdella robusta, 2049 nucleotides long. RefSeq lists its product as hypothetical. Gene Ontology annotation, biological process: N-glycan processing; carbohydrate metabolic process. The transcript has 20 exons. Gene Ontology annotation, molecular function: carbohydrate binding; alpha-glucosidase activity. Lineage: Eukaryota; Metazoa; Annelida; Clitellata; Rhynchobdellida; Glossiphoniidae. The record is from RefSeq and is a predicted model, not a curated record. The annotation marks the transcript as partial.
UGGACUGAAAUGUUCCACUCACAUAAAGAUACAAGACCACAUGGCCCCAGUUCAGUUGGACUGGAUGUCGAAUUCAUUGGAUUCAAGCACCUGUACGGCCUACCUGAACAUGCACACAUUAACUUGCAUCUGCUCUCUACCACGCACGACGAGCCAUACAGGUUGUACAACUUGGACGUGUUCGAGUACGAGCUGAACAACAACAUGGCCCUCUACGGCAGCGUACCUUAUAUAAUCGCUCACAGUGCAAAGUGGACGGUUGGAGUGUACUGGAACAAUCCAACUGAGACCUGGGUCGAUGUUGAUCACAAGAAGGAUGAGGUUAUCAGGAUGGUGAUGAUGAUGGUGGUGAUGAUUGUGAUGAUGAUGGCUCAUUCUCAUUGGCUGUCGGAAAGUGGCAUCAUCGACCUAUUUAUAAUGCUUGGACCAAUGGCAGACGAGCUUUUCAGACAGUACGCCGCCUUGACUGGCACAACACCCUUGCCACCGUUAUUUGCCAUUGGAUAUCAUCAAUCUAGAUGGAAUUAUAUGGAUGAAAAAGAUGUCUACAGCGUCAUCUUAGGCUUCGACGCCAACAACAUCCCACUGGACGUCCUCUGGUUGGAUAUCGAACAUACAGACGACAAGAGAUAUUUCACUUUCGACUCGAACCGUUUCGGCAACCCCAAGAAGUUGUUGGACGAUGUCGCACUGACCACCAGGAAGAUGGUCGCGGCCGUCGACCCGCAUUUCAAAAAAGAUACUAAAUAUAAACAAUACAGCAAUGCAAGAAGUUCGGAUCUGUUGGUGAAGGAUAGGGAUGGCAACGAGUACGAAGGCUGGUGCUGGCCUGGGUCAUCAGCCUGGCUGGACUUCAUCAACCCGGAGGCCAGGAAGUUUUGGUCCAAUCAAUUUCUCUACCACAACUACGAAGGUUCAACGAAGGACCUGUACACUUGGAACGACAUGAACGAGCCGUCGGUCUUCAACGGACCGGAAAUAAGCAUGCAUCGAGACGCGCUGCACUCAGCUGGCAGCAUCGAACAUCGUCAGGUUCAUAACAUCUACGGCCUCUAUGUGCAAAGGUCAACAUUUGAAGGUCACUUACUUAGAUCUAAAAAUAGAACACGUCCAUUCGUUCUUUCUAGAAGCUUCUUUGCCGGGUCCCAGAGAUAUGGAGCAGUGUGGACUGGCGACAACGCAGCUGAUUGGUCGCAUCUCGAAGUUUCCACGUCCAUGUUGUUGACCUUGAAUCUGGUUGGCGUGACUUUCAGCGGAGCCGAUGUUGGCGGCUUUUUUAGAAAUCCGUCUGCUGAGCUGCUCACUAGAUGGUACCAGGCGGCGACCUACCAGCCCUUCUUCAGAGCACAUGCUCACCUGGACACCAAGAGGAGGGAGCCCUACCUGUUCGAUCGCUACCACAUGACCAUCAUGAGAGAGGCCAUCGUCUCGAGGUACCGCCUACUGCCGUAUUGGUACCUGCUUUUUUACCAGUCCGAAACGAGCGGUAUGCCGUUAAUGAGGCCUUUGUGGGUGGAAUUCCCGGAGAGCGAGGACACGUUCGAGAUAUACAACACGUACAUGGUUGGCAGUUCAAUUCUCGUUCAGCCUAUCGUGAAGAGCGCUGUUAACGUUGUUAGCGUCUAUCUGCCUGGCUGCCAUGAGGUUAUAUGGUACGGUGAUUCCUAUGAAAUUUUUAAAGGCUGUCAAGUCGUUGAUGUGCCGGUAACUUUGGAAAAGAUUCCAGUCUUUUAUAGAGGAGGUUCAAUAAUACCCAUAAGAGAGAGAAUAAGACGAUCAUCAUCAUCAUCGUCGUCGUCGUCGUCAUCAUCAUCAGCUGCUUUGAACGAUCCUUACUCAUUGCUUAUUUAUCUCGACAAUAAGAAUGAAGCGGACGGCUAUUUUUACCACGACGACUUCAGCACGUACAAGUACAGAGAUGGACACUUUGUGUAUAGAAACUUUGUAUACAGGAGCAAUAAUACAAUCGUUUCUAGAUCCCUUAAUAAAGACAGCAAGUUCAAAAGUAAUUCUUGGAUUGAGAGGAUAUAUAUAAUCGGUUUAGGGCAG